AUGAACUCCAUUAAACCCCAUGAAGCUUUCUGGCUGAGUUAUGUGUGUGACCAUCUCUCUCUGGCCGGCAGGUCUGCAAAAAAAGUGACAGUUCAGUUUGUCACCCCGGCCGGAUUUAAGAUCUCAGGCUCGGGCAACGCUGGCGACACACUGCUGGAUGUGGUCAACCAGAAGUUGGACUUUGAUGGCUUUGGCGCGUGUGAGGGGACCCUGGCUUGCUCCACCUGUCACCUGAUUCUGGACCAGCAGGUGUAUGACCAGCUAGGGAACGUGGCUGACGAGGAGAUGGACAUGCUGGACCUGGCCUAUGGACUCACAGACACGUCUCGUCUGGGUUGCCAGGUUUGUCUGACGGAAGAGUUGGAAGGCAUCACUCUGCGCAUCCCCGAGGGGGUUAACGACAUGAGAAGGGCGGACGACACAGACUCCACUAAAUCCCCUUAGACCACCACACACACACACACAUACACGCACACACGCACACACACACACACGCAUACACGCACACAGGCACACACGCACACACACACACACACGCACACACACACACACACACGCACACACGCACACACACACACACGCACACACACACGCACACACACACACACACACACCUUUAACUAGAACCACACUGAUGAUUUCUUGAUCCUUCCUUCUCCUUGCGAAUCAAAGUCGCCAUGGAAGGGACUGUACAUCUAUCUGUGUAUAGUUAAAACACUGCAAUAAAGUAGUC
Messenger RNA from Osmerus eperlanus (European smelt), 733 nucleotides. It is a transcript of the gene fdx1, whose product is annotated as ferredoxin 1. The record is from RefSeq and is a predicted model, not a curated record. Gene Ontology annotation, molecular function: 2 iron, 2 sulfur cluster binding. Gene Ontology annotation, biological process: P450-containing electron transport chain. Lineage: Eukaryota; Metazoa; Chordata; Actinopteri; Osmeriformes; Osmeridae.